UCCUCCUCCAUAGAAGUCCUGCGCACAGGAAGCGCAGAGCAGAGGGAGAAACUUUGAGACUCACAGCCAUGGCAGGUCGCAGCAGGGCAGCGCACUUACUGAGGCAGCUCGCCGGUGCGGCGUGCAGAUGCCCAGCUCACUCACAUAUGUAUUCUGCACACACCUAUCUUCAAGGUCCUGGCCAUGCUUGUGGGAGAAAAACUGACUAUGCCUUUGAGAUGGCCUGCUCUAAUAUCAGAUACGGAGAGGGGGUCACCAGAGAAAUUGGCAUGGACCUGCAGAAUUUGGGUGCACGGAAUGUGUGUCUGAUGACUGACAGGAACUUGUCCAGGUUGCCACCAGUAACAGCAGUGCUAGACUCACUGGCCAAACAUGGAGUGAAGUAUGAAUGCUACAACAGUGUGAGGGUGGAACCUACAGACAGCAGUUUCAAGGCAGCUAUUGAUUUUGCGAAGAAAAGAGAUUUUGAUGCCUAUGUAGCUGUGGGCGGUGGCUCUGUGAUUGACACCUGUAAAGCAGCAAAUCUCUAUGCAUGUCACCCGGAGGCUGAGUUUCUGGAUUUUGUCAAUGCACCAAUUGGGAAAGGAAAGCCAGUUACAGGAUCAUUGAAGCCUCUAAUUGCUGUUCCCACUACGGCAGGCACAGGAAGUGAGACUACAGGUGUGGCCAUCUUUGACUUUGAAGACUUGAAGGCUAAAACAGGCAUAGCGAAUCGGUCACUACGACCUACUCUGGGUAUGGUAGAUCCACUUCACACACUGCACAUGCCAGCCCGAGUGGCUGCCAACAGCGGCUUCGAUGUGCUCUGCCAUGCAUUGGAAUCCUACACUGCACUGCCAUAUAACAUGAGAAGUCCAUGCCCUGACAAUCCUAUCAGCCGCCCUGCCUACCAGGGCAGCAACCCAGUCAGCGAUGUCUGGGCAAGACAUGCCCUCCACAUGGUUGCCAAGUACCUAAAACGAGCGGUGAGGGACCCCAGUGAUGUGGAGGCACGCUCCAACAUGCACCUGGCAAGUGUUUUUGCUGGAAUUGGUUUUGGCAAUGCAGGAGUUCAUUUAUGUCAUGGAAUGUCGUACCCUAUUGCUGGUAAUGUCAAGAAUCAUAAAGCUAAAGGCUACAGUGUGGACCAUCCCUUGGUGCCACAUGGUCUCUCUGUGGUUCUCACCUCUCCUGCUGUCUUUGCCUUCACUGCCAGCAUGUGUCCAGAGCGCCACCUAGAGGCAGCAGAGAUACUUGGUGCUGAUGUUAGGAAAGUGAAGAGAAAAGAUGCUGGGUGUGUGUUGGCAGACACACUGAGAAACUUCUUGUAUGACCUGGAAGUGGAAGAUGGCUUGUCUGCAAUUGGCUAUGUUAAAGAGGACAUUCCUGCCCUGGUGAAAGGAACCAUCCCUCAGGAGCGGGUGACAAAACUGGCCCCCAGAUCUCACACUGAAGAAGAUCUUACUGAUCUGUUUGCUGCAUCCAUGAAACUGUACUGAACAAACCAUACUGGUAUUCAGACAUCUACUACAUACUUCACAAGUUGUAAAUGAAUUGCUAUCCCAAUUGCCACUUUUGUCUCAGAUCUGCUAUCGAGAAAUCAUGAGUAUGAUGAAAUAAAUAAUAUUUGUGUGACUAGGAUAACUGAUAGAUGUACCUUCUUUAAGCUUUUCAUAUCAUGUAAUUGGUGAAUUGUUUUAGCCUUCAGAAUCUACCACACAGAAGUGUUGUGUUGUUCAUGUAACAUUGAUUCCUCUAUAGCUUUUAACUGAUUUGGCUAAGUUCAAAUUGAAAAAAGGUGACACGUUGCUAGUGUUGGACAUGCUGCAGUAGUACUCUUAGUAAUGUAUUAAGUGGAAGUAUUGUUGCUGCCUAUUAAAUCUGUUGAUAUAAUCUGA
Molecule: messenger RNA, 1877 nt
Organism: Colossoma macropomum (tambaqui)
Lineage: Eukaryota; Metazoa; Chordata; Actinopteri; Characiformes; Serrasalmidae
Gene: adhfe1
Product: alcohol dehydrogenase iron containing 1
Exons: 14
Coding region: 69-1478 (469 amino acids)
Cellular component (GO): mitochondrion
Molecular function (GO): alcohol dehydrogenase (NAD+) activity; metal ion binding
Source: RefSeq, a predicted model, not a curated record